Molecule: messenger RNA, 2205 nt
Organism: Entelurus aequoreus (snake pipefish)
Lineage: Eukaryota; Metazoa; Chordata; Actinopteri; Syngnathiformes; Syngnathidae
Product: neuferricin
Exons: 4
Coding region: 188-919 (243 amino acids)
Cellular component (GO): endomembrane system; membrane
Source: RefSeq, a predicted model, not a curated record
GGGUUGGUAGAGGAUUGUGUGCUACACUAAUAGUUUACUACCUCAUUGACGUAAGCACGUAAUACGUGCUCGACUGGCACGUCGGUGUCAUCUGCGCACGCGCAGCCUCUUCUUCGCUCCCGGAACUUGCCGGAAGUAAUUGCAAUGAUGAAGAUGUCUAUUGAAGAAUGUGGAUAGAGAAAAAAAAAUGUUAAAUUAUGUAUUCUUAUCAGUGUCGUGUGCGUGUGCGGCAGUGUUGUUGUGUUUUUAUGUAGGAAUUAAAUCAACACCCUCGAGGCUGCUGAGCAGACAAGAAUUAUCUUUGUAUGACGGACAGGAAGGCAGCAAAGGUGUUUACCUGGCCAUUUUAGGACAGGUGUUUGAUGUACAAACCGGCAUCAAACAUUAUGGACCAGGUGGUGCUUAUCGCUUUAUGGCAGGGAAGGAUUCUUCACUGGCUUUCAUCACUGGAGAUUUUACAGAAAAUAAUUUAAUAGAUGAUGUUUCUACUUUGUCACCUUUGGAGGUCGUCGCUUUGUUUGACUGGUUGGCCUUUUAUCGGGUGACCUACAGUCCUGUAGGUUUGCUGGUAGGUCGCUUCUACUCAGAAAGCGGAGUGGCCACAGAGGACCUGCUGCGUGUUGAAGCCGUGCUUAAAGAAGGCCAGCAGAUCAAAGCCAAGUUCGAAGAACAGACGCGUCGGUUUCCCGCUUGUAAUUCAGAGUGGAGCCCAGCUAGUGGAGGAAGAGUUUGGUGCUCCACCAACAGUGGUGGACUACAAAGAAGCUGGACAGGUGUACCACGGAAGCUCUUUUCUCCAGGAGCUCGUGGUGUUCAAUGUGUUUGCGUGAAAGAUACAUCUGCAGCCACAAAGAACCUCAACCUUCAGGAAUAUGAAGGCUGCUCCACUUAUGCAGACUCCUGCUCUGUUAGAAAAUGAUUAAUCAAACCACAAUUUGCAGAAGCUUCUGUUCCGAAUGAUGUACACUUAAAUUUGUCAAAUUUACUGUAAUUCAUUAACUUGGCAAUGCAUUGAUUUAAUUGGUUACCUGAAAAGGUAUGUUGUCAUACAAUCAGUGAUCAGGUCUCAAAUGCAACGAUUUGUCCGACUAUUGUGUUCUGUGGCCAUUUCACUCCAAAGUACCUCAACUGAACUUUAGAUCAAACAUUUUGAGUUAAUAAAUUACAUACAAUUAAGUAACAUUUAAAAUGUUAAGGCCAUUCUAACAAUAAAAUUGUCAAAAUAUUGGGUUUUUUUUGUAUUUUAAAAUUUUUGCAAGGGAGUAAUUAUCUGUGUUAAAUUCAAAUUCAAGUGUGAUUAUCUAAUUUAAAAAAAUAAUAGACCACAUGUAUGUAUGGCAAGUAAUAGUUUUCACUUGAAAAUGACAGUCUGAUAAAAAAUGAUGAAGAAGUUGAAAACCUCUUUAGUUUUACAUGAUCUUUAUGUAAAGACUUCCUUUGUUGAAAGGAUACACUAGAAAGAGACAAGCUAGGUAUCUGAGCAUACAGAUAGAAUACAAUAAAGGUUUUACAAUGUGCAUAAAAGAUUAACAUGUUUAGGUUUGUCAACUUGACAAUCACAAACUGCAUUGAAGUACAAAAUGCUUGCAGUGGUCAAAAAAUAUCACACAUUUAUCUGUACAAUUGAACAAAGACUUGGCCACCAUCUCCUAAAUCAUGGGACAUAUCACAUCUUAAUAAAGUGCAGCUGUUAGAAAUGGGAAAUCAAAGAAAGUAGGAGUCAAGACAACUUGAGGCAUCAUUGAGUAGACGCUUGUUACGCCUGACAAUUGGAAUGUACAACGUGGAAAAAGGGGCUUAUUAGACUCAAUCUAUCAAUAACGGUGAAAACAUACAACAAAAUUAUCUCAUGUUUUUGGUCAAUGUUUUACCACAUAAAAGCAUCAAUGUUAUGAUUGGUAAUAUGAAGUAUUUCAUCAAUCAUUGAUCCAAUACAAAGACAGGAGAGGUUUAUAAAAUCGAACAGUCUUUGGGCAGAUGGUGGAGCAUAAAAGCUGCAGUGGUGAAGUAAUAAAUGACUUCUGAACAGCGUUUAUCAUUAAGCUGUUUAUCGUUGAACUGCGAUGACCAUGAAAAGGAACUAGCUGAAAAAGAGCUUAUCAUAGCAAACAUCAAUGAGCUGAAGUAGUUACCUCAGCCAUGCAUUUGCCAAAUUGCUCUGUAUUCAUUUAUGCAUUAUAUUUAUAUACAGUGUACGUACACAUA